Molecule: messenger RNA, 1149 nt
Organism: Dracunculus medinensis (Guinea worm)
Lineage: Eukaryota; Metazoa; Nematoda; Chromadorea; Rhabditida; Dracunculidae
Source: the annotation of a GenBank genome assembly
AUGACCAUCUCGACUAUCGAGAAAGAUGAAUACAUUUGUAAAAAUAGAUACAAUAUAUUUACAGAGCGGUACUUCUGGUUUUGUUCAUCUGCAGUGUUGGCAUUAAAAUUUUUGUUCAUACCUGCUUAUCACAGUACGGAUUUCGAAGUUCAUCGUAAUUGGAUGGCUCUAACCUAUCAGUUACCACUCAGAAAGUGGUACUAUGAAAACACAUCUGAAUGGACUCUAGAUUAUCCUCCAUUUUUUGCAUAUUUUGAGUUUCUUAUCUCUCAGUUUGCUUCUUUUUUCAUCCCAUCGGCUUUGGUCAUUCAACAGAAACCAUUUUUUUCAUAUGAAUUAUUACUGUUCCAACGAAUCACCGUUAUUGUAUCGGAUUUUCUUUAUGUAGGCUCAUUGCAAUCGAAGAAGUCCAGUGCAGGAGCAUGUUGCGUUCUAUUGAUAACAAAUUCAACGCUUAUUAUGGUUGAUAAUAUACAUUUCCAGUAUAAUGGCAUUUUAACUGCAUUUUUUAUCUUUUCAUUUAAUUUUGCCUUGAAUGGUAGUUUUCUUAUGGCAGCAGCUGUUUAUUGUUUUCUUCUUAAUAUGAAGCAUAUUUAUUUGUAUUACUCAUUGGCAUACGGCAUAUUUUGUUUUACGCACUAUUUGCUCGAUUUCAAUCGUUUCAUCCGACGAUGUUUAUGCUUAUUUUUUGCGAUAAUAAUACCAUUUCUCUUAUCAUUUGUUAUAGCUCGUAUGUUCCCAUUCCAACGUGGCUUGACGCAUGCAUAUUGGGCACCUAAUAUAUGGGCAAUUUAUAAUCUUGUUGAUUUGAUUUUAUAUCGGCUUUUGAAAUAUUUUCAUUUCAUUGCAAAUAUACCACCGCCAAAUUAUACAUUAGGCCUAGUUCAGGAAUUUUCGCAUGCGAUUCUUCCAUCGAUCAGCGCAUCGACUUCCUUAAUUAUUAUUUUGUUGUUAUUUUCACCAUGUCUACUUCUGUUCAUGUCAAAGCGAUCGUAUAAUUUUCCUCUAUUACUUACUCACUCAGCUUUCGCGUUUUUUCUUGCUGGUUAUCAUGUUCAUGAAAAAGCUAUUAUUUUAAUUAUUAUUCCUUAUACGAUUCUCGCUUUUUUAGUAGGUAUUUGGAUGUAUUUUACAAAAUUUGAAUUAUAA